This is a messenger RNA of Thunnus maccoyii (southern bluefin tuna), 2541 nucleotides long. RefSeq names its product angiotensin II receptor-associated protein. Lineage: Eukaryota; Metazoa; Chordata; Actinopteri; Scombriformes; Scombridae. Gene Ontology annotation, biological process: regulation of blood pressure; angiotensin-activated signaling pathway. Gene Ontology annotation, cellular component: plasma membrane. The coding region runs from base 140 to 643 and encodes 167 amino acids. The transcript is spliced from 5 exons. The record is from RefSeq and is a predicted model, not a curated record.
GCUGAGCUCUGAGGGGAGGAGGAGUCUUGCAGAGAAGUUUGUGCAAGAGAAAACCUACAGUGUUUGUUCAUGUGGCCCUCAACAAGUUGAAGCACUGAAUCGGAUCAAGGUAGAGCUGCUUUGACCAAACAGCCUUAUUAUGGAAAUCCCUGCCAUAAAUCUAAAGGCCAUAGUACUGGUACACUGGCUGCUUACAGUAUGGGGAUGCAUGGCGUGGCUGCCCAGCUCCUUCGCUUGGGGGAACUUCAGUGUUUUUGCCAUCGGGGUCUGGGCGAUCGCACAGAGGGACUCGAUCGACGCCGUGCUCAUGUUUCUGAUGGGGAUGACCGUGACGAUAUUGACUGACAUCAUCCAUUUUGGGAUCUAUUACCCAUUGAAUGACUUCGCUGCAGAAAGGGGACGUGACGUGUUUCGCUUCAGCGCAGGGAUGGCCAUCCUCAGUCUGCUACUCAAACCUGCGUCCUGCUUCUUCGUCUACCAAAUGUACCGGGAACGUGGAGGAGAUUACAACGUCAACUUUGGUUUCCCCUCUGUAUCACGAAACAGAGAUGCCUACCAGUCCAUUGAUCAACAGGAUGAGUCUUCCAGCCCAGCAAAUCCCUUCAACCAGGCCCAGGACAGCAAACCAGCCCGCACAUACUGAGAGAGCCAGGCGGUGAAAAAUGCAGUGUUUUCCUCUGACUUUUUAUGCAGCAGUACAGUGCUUAGGGGCAAUUUUAAAAUCAAUUCCACAUCGCUCCCUGUGUUUUGUACAGUUGGUCUGCUGCAGAUUGCAGCACUGAAAACAAAUUGAAUACUAUUAUAAUGGUAAAUCAAGAACUCUGUUUGGGAUUUUAGAGUGAAAUGUGGUGUAAUCAAAUCCAUUUUAAUGUCAUAUUUGCUCCAAAGGUGGUAAUGUUUUUUUUGCUGAGCAGGCACAUCACUGCUGAAUAAAUACAGAGGAAAUACUGUUCUACCACUCCAUGCUGUGUUACUGUUGUUGCCUCCUACUAUUUUUAGUAGAGAGGUGUUGAAUGGAACUGUUGUUUGUACGACAGUUUUGUCAGUUUGUAUUUUUCCAAGUAAGUCAUUUUUACAAAUGUGGCACUUACAGACAUUAAGAGUCUUGUCUGUUUCUCUUCGUGUUCUGUAAAACUACUUGCUCCUUGUAUGUAAUUAUUAGUUUUCAAUUAGUUUUUGCUGUAUGGCACCGUAAUGGUUAAAGCACAGGUCAGUUUUUUACGCAAGAGAACUGAGAUGAAUGUCAGUGUCAUGCUGUACAUGCUACUUUGUGCCUUUGUACUUUUUCAUCUUAUUAGAGCUGUGAAAUCUUUUGACUGAGUUGAAAAGAUGAUGACCAAAAUCGAGCAAGACCUUCAUGGGACCUUGUAGCUUGAUGUUGAUCAAUGCAAAGUCAUGAUUAAGACUACUGUCACAUCUAGCACUGUUACUAUAAAAUACAAAUACAAACAUGAGGAUUUUUGAAAAAAAAAAAAAAAAUUGUACUGAUCAAGAGCAAUCCACUGUAUAGAUAAAGUUUUCUCUCAAUUAAAACCAUUUUAAAUUGGUCAUUUUUAUACUUAUUUUCAAUACAAGUGAAGGGCCUCUAGGCUGUCAUAAAUACUCUUUUGCCUACUGUAAAACCUCUGUUUAAAUAAAAUACAGACCACAUGCUGUAGCUGUUGAUCUGCUCCUACUGUAUAAAGCCAGGAGACAUAAGCAUGGCAGUUUUUUCACAUAAAAAAUGUUAAAUGAAGGAUUUUAAACCCUGAAAUGUUCUUAUUUCAUAUUAGCAGCAACACAUUGUUCAUUCAGAUCUGAAGGAAGUAUGAACUUUCAGUUUUAAUGUGCAAAUUACGUAACCGUUAUAGUGGUUAAAGUGCAAGGAAAGAGGAUGUUGUACCUGCAGACUUAUUAUUGCAUCAUUUGGAUCUUUUACAGUCAGUUCUCUUUUGAAAAUGUUACAAGUUUGAAGUUCCUGUUUUGAUAUCACAGUGACCAACGUGACAAAUGGGAGGUGUGGUAACUACGUAGGUCACAUGAUGGUUAUGUGAAAUGAUCACCAUUGUAGUACCUUGGUUCUUUAGUCAUAUAGAUCAUACGAGGCACCUUAUUUGCUUAUAUACCUCAUGUAUUUUUACUUCAUUCAGUUAAUGCACAUGAGACACAGUAGUCAAGAGGACGUAACACUUCUAGCUCCACACCCAGUCAGCCUUCAAGAGCCCCCUGCUAAAUCACUGCAAUAUCACAUAAUGUCCAUUUAACAUUAUGUCAAUUUAAUUGAUAGAAGGGUCAGAAUUCGCAACUGCAGUUUGUUGCACUUUGUAUGACAUUAGACAAUAACCAAGCAUGUGCUGCUUGUUGUUUGCAGAUUAUUGUGAAUUGAAAAAUACCUGCAAAAAGGUAACAAAUUUGUUUUGUUAAUGGAAAAUAAUGGUAACACGCACAGGUCCCCUAAUUUUCUACUUAUCUCCUGGAAAUUUUCAGAGCAGUUUGCAGGUACUUAAUGGUUAAUUUUAAGGACAUUUUACAGAAAGGGUGGUGCAAUUUGGUACAAAUUAU